UAGAACCACAUACGCAGCCUUCUACACAUCAAAACCAUUUCGUUUUACAUUCUCUACUAUUAUAUACAUUUGUAUAUACAUUUAUUUUAUUUUUCCAUUGACCAACACCCAUAACUUUGACUUUGGAAACCAUAAAAUAAAUAGUAGGCCCUGAUAUCGUCGUCGAAUGUCAACUACCCAAUUGUGAUUCAGCAAAUAGUUCAGUAUAAAUUCGUUAGACAAGCCAAGAGCACAAAUUUUUACGUGUACUUUUUUUUGUUUUGUUUUUUUUUUUCUAUUUUUUCGGUUUUUAAAUAUCGGUACCUUCUACACAAAAAAAAAACUAAACAAAAAGAUAAACGUAAAAUUAGGCGUGAAUACUACAAAAUUUGUCUACAAAAUUCGCUGCUAUCACAAUUAUAAAUCAUUUUAAUCUCAAAGCGCGUUUCGAACAUCGGCAGAAUGUGGAGGCGAUUUGUCGGUUUAAAUAAAAUUCAGAUCACUAUGUCUGUCGUCAAUCCAAUCUGGACGACUGCCAUGAGUUCAUGGUGGCGAAGAUAUUCGACCACUCGGAUGAAGCCCCAAUUUCCGUAUCCCUCUCCCGGAGGUAUGCGGCGUCAUCAAAUCAACCGGUACAGAGGUGGCACCAACGGAACCGCAGGGUUAGAUUGGGGAGCUGCUGAAAUGGAAUCAGACUCGGAAGAUGAUGAAAGGUCCUCCCAAUUCAGAUCAAUGCCGAUUUCCGCCCGGCCAGUCUUAAAGAGGCUCCCCAAUGUUAAUAUUUCCGAGGACUGGGACUCGGAUUCGGAGGACAUAUCGGCGGCAUCAUCGCGGCUGAAUAUAGCCGAGGGGACGAUGCCGCAACAACAGGACAAGCUGCGAAGGAAAUCGGCGUGGAAGUCAUGGAGGAUGGCAAGCAAAUCGAACGCUGCCAUGACGGUGAGUCGGGGUCAGGAGUUGUGGAUGAAGGCGUUGUCAGCGGCCCGGGGACGGAAUCCCUAUCGAGUACAUGGCGAUGAGGACGACGGGGACGAUCUGCCGGAACACGAGCCAGGACCUUACAAUCUAAUGCCGCCCCUGAAGCCUGUCAGAACACUGAACUUCUUCUAUCAGCAGAGCAUUCUGAAUGGCAACGGUGUGCCCGCCUAUCGUUCCAAUGAUACCCCGGAGGACAAGCCUCUGGAGCUGGACAGCGAAGUGGAUCUGGACAAGAUCGAUUCGGUGAGUGCCUUGGAGCGAGUGCGCAAGGAGCGGGAGCGGCGGCGGGCCCAGAAGAAGAUGCUGGACCUGAUGCAGCAGCAAUCCGACAAGGAUCAGCUCGCACAGGACCUGCAGGACCACUGCUACAGCGAGGAUCAGAUGCGAAUAGCCAGCUUGGGCGGAGAGCCGCCCAGGCGUUCUCGCAGCGAUGAGGAGAAGCAAAUGACCCAGCUUAUGAUUGCUCAGGAGCCCAGACCUGAUCCUUCCCAGGAUCCACAGGUGAGUUCAUCGUCCCAGAAGUCUAAUGGGGAGUCGGGCGCUGUUCAAAAGCCUAGCCUGCCGCCCAUUCCGGAUGCCAAGGCCUUUGAUAUGCCACGGGAGACCAUGCCGCGCGAGUUCAUACCCCUGAGUCCCACGGCAGCGGCCAUCAAGGAUCUGGAUUAUAGCCGGCAGUACAAUGUCCUGCAACAGCCGCCCAGGAGCGGACUAGAGCAGGGCGAGCCCCCAGAAGUGAUGAGAAGUCUGCGACGAAUUCGGUCCUUGUCCCGUUCCGGCCGUUUAGGCUACAAGAGCUCCAAUAAGGAGGAUUCGGAAGAUAGAGCUCGAUGCCCACCACUGACCGAGCAACCGCCCAGAUCCCGGGGUCCCUUCAACUCCGUGAUGGAUAUACACAAGGCACGGGCCAUCGAGAUGGAAAAGAGACGCAUCCAGGAGGCAGGAUCCAAGGAGUCGGCCACCAGUUACCUCUCCAGUCAAAUUUUCGAAAAGAAUCGGCGAUAAAAAGGAAAAAUCCAAAAUCGUAAACAACCAGGCUAGUUUGGAAAAAGAGCAAAAUUUGAAACAAAAAUUUGAAGCAAAAAUUUGAAGAAAAUAUUUGAAGAAAAAAUUUAAAAGAAAAGAAGGUAUCUACUGCCACGCCCCUGUUACGUCCUGUCCAUCGUUGACCGUCCACCAGUGACUGUCCAACGUCAGCCGUCCAUCGUCCACCGUGCUCUGUCCACCAACUAUCUAUCCAAGACAUAGCCGCUUUAUAGAAAGGAUGGGGACCCAAAUCCCAGAAGCGCCACAUACUUUAAGAACUUACAAACUCGAAAUUCACGUACAAACG
Messenger RNA from Drosophila bipectinata, 2287 nucleotides. It is a transcript of the gene hydra, whose product is annotated as hydra. Lineage: Eukaryota; Metazoa; Arthropoda; Insecta; Diptera; Drosophilidae. The record is from RefSeq and is a predicted model, not a curated record.